Molecule: messenger RNA, 2301 nt
Organism: Macrosiphum euphorbiae (potato aphid)
Lineage: Eukaryota; Metazoa; Arthropoda; Insecta; Hemiptera; Aphididae
Source: the annotation of a GenBank genome assembly
AUGAAGGUUAUGGAGACCGACGUGAGUCAAGACUUCGAAGACUAUUGGAACGAGUAUAAGAUCAUCCAGGAAACAAGGCAACUCGACAGUUACCUGGACGAAGAAUGUCCGCCGGAACAAGAGUUCGCCGUCACUCAUUUACCGGAAGGCGCAGUGGAAGCCGAUUGGCUGUCAUCCGCUGGUCUGUCGUUCCUGACUGAAUCGUUCGAGAACGGGUGCGAAGUCCCGGAUUCGGAACUCGAACCGGCGAUCAGACAUCUGUCCACCAGACAAGCAGACGCUGUCAGGCUAAGAGUGCAUUCACUCAAUCAUACGGUCCGACAAAGGGGCAGACAGCUGAAGGCAAGGCAUAAGAAACCUGACAUCAGAGACGUUUUCCGCGACUUUGAAAGUUUGAGUUCCAGCUCCAGAUCAAGAAGCGCAACACCGGAUUCGGAUUCAAAUAGUCCACCUAUGUCAUGGUCUCAAACAGAAAUAGCUGUACCUACACCUUUACCCAAAUAUACGGAUCCCAAUCACGAACCGAGGGUUGUGUAUUCAAAAAAAGACGUCCGCCGAAUGCCCAGCGCGCCAGUUCUACCGUCAAGAGACAUAUUCCGCAGGAGCAAUCGGAGCAAUAAUGGUAUCGUCGCUUCUGAAAGUGAUGGUAUUACAAUGGUUGGUUUUCAAAGACUUGGCACCGUGCGUGGCUACAAAUUCGAACAACGACCUUUACCUAUGGUCAAAGACAGAAAUCGUAGCGGUAGCGAUCCACUACAUUUGUACUCAAGUUCUUCUGACGAACACGUCGGUUCUCCUAACAUGGAUUUAGUAGUGCCUAAAUCCAGCCUGACCCGCAGUCACGGUUGUUUAUACGAACCAAGCGAUAAUCACCGGGAUGGUUCCCAAUACGUGGGAUUCGAACAGAUGUGGCAAAAUAACAAUUACCAAUUGGAGAAAUCCUGUUCCUCCGUCGACGAAAACACUGGGAGGACUUGGCCGGACUCUCUCAGCGACGAAGAUUUGGCAAAACUACGCCCUCUACUGUUCCUCGAACUUUCUUCCAUGUUCGACAGUGCUGGUAUACCGUUUCAUAAAGGAAAACCACAUAAACGCAAAAGAAGAGAAGAAGGUACCAUUUUUGGUGUUUCGUUGUCAACGCUAGUCGACCGCGACGAGGCCAUCGCUAACCGCCGAGUUCAAGUACCUUUGAUUGUCCAGAAGGUUCUCGGACAGUUGGAGAAACGUGGAUUGGGCGAGCAAGGCCUGUUGCGAAUGGCAGCCCCUAAAGCGAAAGUCGAUAAACUGUGUUGUGCUGUGGAGAAGUUUUUCUAUGCCAAGCACGAAGAAGCCGAUCAGCUGUUAGAAAAAUGUUCCGUGCAUGAUCUAGUUGCUUUUCUGAAACGUUUGCUCAGAGACUUACCCGGGUUAUUGCUCACCCACGAGCUGGUCAAUUUGUUUUACCAGAGCUACUCUGUACCCGAUACUGUAAGGGCGCUAAACCUAUUGGUGCUACUGUUACCUACAGAGAACAGGGCCACAUUGCGCGCCCUCUUACAGUUCAUGUCUAAGCUGGUCGAAUACCAGCAAAGACACGACCUGGAGAAUAAAAUGACCGAACAUAACGUGGCCAUGAUCAUUGCACCGUCUCUAUUCCCCCCUAGAUCCGUGCAUUUGGAGAAAAAAGACUUGCAGUCACAUCUGGACCAGGCUGCCCGUAGCUGUCGUCUAACCGAAACUCUUAUGAACCACAUAGAAGAGUUAUGCCUAGUUCCUACCGACCUCAUGACCCAGCUUAGACACAACAAUGAACUGUACCAAUGCAGACUGAAAGAAAACAAUAAUCCCGUAAGAAGGUUCCUUGGAAAAAAGAAAACAGAUAUUGUCCCCAAAAAAAUCAACAACGAGGUAGAUUACCAAGACGGCGUGGUCCGCGUUGAUGCACCACAGUUUCGGAUUUCCGGUAUACCAUUGUUCUUAUCUGAUUCCACCACAGUCGGCGAAGUAAUACUUAAGAUUGUGGAAGAAGCUGCUAAGCAAACGGUGACAAAAAACGGGCACAUGGCUAAACCUGGCCGCAAGGACCUCAAGUCAAGGGCAUUAACUGAACUUGCUCCCAAUGGAAACUUGUCGUGCUUGUUAACGACUGCUGAUCCUGAUAUGGCCACUCGGACACAUUUUCUAUACGAAACUGGUGGCAAUAUCGGUCAGCGGCGCAUAGAACCCACCGCCAACAUGAUGGCCGUAUACCAAGUGAACCCGAACGCUCAGUGGUUCGUAAAAUGUGAUCACAGAAACGGCAUGACACACACAUAUGACUGA